This is a messenger RNA of Parus major (Great Tit), 5275 nucleotides long. It is a transcript of the gene FRMD5, whose product is annotated as FERM domain containing 5. The transcript is spliced from 13 exons. The record is from RefSeq and is a predicted model, not a curated record. Gene Ontology annotation, cellular component: cytoskeleton. Bases 829 to 2724 code for a protein of 631 amino acids. Gene Ontology annotation, molecular function: cytoskeletal protein binding. Lineage: Eukaryota; Metazoa; Chordata; Aves; Passeriformes; Paridae.
GGGGGCUUUUCCAGCCUCAGUUUCUGUGAAUUACCUCGGCCGGGCUGCGAGCUCGGGCUCCCCCAGGACCCUCCCCGGGGCCCUGCGGAGCCGGGAACAGGACUCACUGUCCCCGGGCAGGACUCACUGUCCCCGGGCACGGUGUGCACCCGGGACCGGCACAGCCCCAGCCGGGACCCGCAGCGCACCCCCUGUGCUGCCAGCCCGGGGAAAAGCCUUCUGGUGCACGGUACAAACACGAUCCUCACCCCGGAGCGGGCUGGUGCCGUCCCGCACCCCCUGUGCUGCCAGCCCGGGGAAAAGCCUCCUGGUGCACGGUACAAACACGAUCCUCACCCCGGAGCGGGCUGGUGCCUUCCCGCGGGGUUCCCGCAGCGCAGUCUGUGCGCUCUGAGCCCUGUUUGAUGGGAUAAUGCGCUCGUUUGAUCAGAUAAAGGCGCGUUCCGUGUAUUUGUCAGGAAGCGAUGGGUGGCGGUGUUUGUGGAGAGGAGGAGGCAGCUCGGUGUCAGGAGCAGCCUUUGAUCGCGGGGAUGCGGCAGGAGCCGAGCGCAGCCGCUGCUCUCCGAGCGCUGGGAACCUCUCGGCGAUCCCGGCGCUGGGAGAAGCCGGGUGUUAAAGCGUUAAUGGCUCAUUUGUAAAGCAGCAGGGGCUUUGCAGCCCCCAGGGGAAGGGGGCAGUUUCGGGGAAUGUGGAGGCCGAAUCUCUCCACGAGAGCAGCCCGGGGGCAGGCGGGAUGAGGAGCCUCACAAAACCGACCUCGGUUUAGCAAACAGGCUGGGUUUGGAUGAGGAAAGAGGCCGAUAUAAAGCAGAUCCUGCAGGUGGGAUAAUGCUUUUUAUCAGGCCAUGUUCUCCUCUGCACAGCUGGCUCAGGUGUGACACCUCCUCCCGGGGAGGUAUCGGGACAUUCCCCGCUAGGCAUGGGGGCUUUUGUCCCUUCUCACGGGCCAUGUGUGACUCAGCUGUCCCUCAGGUGGGAUGGGAGAUGGUCCUGGAGCUGAAAAUGUCCCACAGGGAGCUGUGGUGUCACCUCCCAAGCUCCGGAGCCCUCACUCGCGUCCCCCCGAGCUUUGCCCCACCGCCCCCUGCGCUGUCGCUGAGUGUCUUUGUCCUGCAGAGAGAUGCCAAGGGCCAGUACCUGUUUGACCUUCUCUGCCACCACCUGAACCUGCUGGAGAAGGAUUACUUCGGCAUCCGCUUUGUGGACCCCGACAAGCAAAGGCACUGGCUGGAGUUUACCAAGUCGGUUGUGAAGCAGAUGCGGGCCCAGCCUCCCUUCACCAUGUGCUUCCGUGUCAAGUUUUACCCCACGGACCCCGCGGCGCUGAAGGAGGAGAUCACCAGGUACUUGGUGUUCCUGCAGAUCAAGAGGGAUCUGUACCACGGGCGGCUCCUGUGCAAGACGUCGGACGCGGCGUUGCUGGCUGCCUACAUCCUGCAGGCUGAGAUUGGUGACUACGACCCAGGGAAGCACCCGGAAGGCUACAGCUCCAAGUUCCAGUUCUUCCCCAAACACUCGGAGAAGCUGGAGAGGAAAAUCGCGGAGAUCCACAAGUCGGAGCUGAGUGGGCAGACACCAGCUACUUCAGAGCUGAAUUUCCUCAGGAAAGCCCAGACUCUGGAGACUUACGGGGUUGACCCACACCCGUGCAAGGACGUGUCCGGCAACGCGGCGUUCCUGGCCUUCACCCCCUUCGGCUUCGUGGUCCUGCAGGGAAACAAGAGAGUUCACUUCAUCAAGUGGAACGAGGUGACCAAGAUGAAAUUCGAAGGGAAGACUUUCUAUCUGUACGUAAGUCAGAAGGAGGAGAAGAAAAUCGUUCUAACCUAUUUUGCGCCGACACCAGAAGCCUGCAAACACCUCUGGAAGUGUGGGAUCGAGAACCAGGCUUUCUACAAGUUGGAGAAGUCGAGCCAGGUGCGGACGGUGUCCAGCAGCAACCUGUUCUUCAAGGGCAGCCGCUUCCGCUACAGCGGCCGCGUCGCCAAGGAGGUGAUGGAGUCCAGCGCCAAGAUCAAGAGGGAGCCCCCCGAGAUUCACCGGGCCGGGCUGGUGCCGAGCCGGAGCUGCCCCUCCAUCACCCACGGGCCCCGGCUGAGCAGCGUGCCCCGCACCCGGCGGAGAGCCGUCCACAUCUCCAUCAUGGAAGGCCUGGAGUCCCUCCGUGACAGCGCCCACUCCACCCCGGUGCGCUCGGCUUCCCACGGCGACGCCUUCGCGGGUCCCGGCCGGGGCGGCCGCGCCGAGAGCAGCGAGCGGGUGGCCGUGAUCGCCGACGAGAGCUACAGCCCCGCCGACAGCGUGCUGCCCACGCCCGUGGCCGAGCACAGCCUGGAGCUGAUGCUGCUGUCCCGCCAGGCCAACGGGGCCCCGUGCAGCAUCGAGGAGGAGAAGGAGUCGGAGGCGGGCACGCCGGCGGCGGAGGCGGAGGGCGAGCUGCGGGCGCUGUGCCCGGGCGCCGGCGGCCUGGGGCCGGCACAGGCCCAACAGGUGAAUAAGUUUCUUUUAAGUGUCCUCCGUUUGCUCCUUGUGACAGUUGGACUCCUCUUUGUUUUGCUCCUCCUCCUGAUCGUCCUUACCGAGUCCGACCUUGACACUGCCUUUUUCCGUGAUAUCCGCCAGACCCCAGAGUUCGAGCAGUUCCAUUACCAAUACUUUUGUCCCCUCAGGCGAUGGUUUGCCUGCAAGCUCCGCGCCGUGGUAAACCUGCUCAUUGACACCUGAAGGCAGGAGCCACCACGGGGGCCUGGACCUGCCGCCGGCACUCACUAACCCUCCCCUCCCGACCCACAGCCCGGCCGGCCGAGGAGGCGGCUUUCCGGGAGGAAGAGGAGGGUGGGCGCAGCCCCCGGAGCCCCCUCCUCCCCGUGCUCCCACCCCCGGAGCCCGCACACCUCCCACCCCGAUCCCCCGCGCACGACUUGGGAAGCACCGAGCAGAGGGGAAUUCGCUGCUCCGCCGCCCGCGCAGCGGCCGGGGCUGGCGGGGCCGUUCCGCAGGAGCUUUAGCAAUGGUGCUACUGAGGUUUCAUUUAACACUCGUGUACUGUUACGGUAUUCGGUCCGCACUGUGCCCGCCGCCCCCGCCCUCCACGAAGCGCUUGGCAGAGCCCGCCCCGCUCCCCGGAGCCUCCUGCGGGGGGACGCGGCCGCCCCGGGUCCCCUCCCCGCAGCGCGGCCGCCCGGAGCCCUCGCCCUGCUGCGGGCUCGGCCCUUCGCCUCUUUUCUAAGCCUUGAAGCGUCGGUGCUCCCGGGGGCAGGGGAGCACGGAAGCCAGGGGACGCCGGGCACGCGCGGCCAAACCUGGCGUGGAGCUGGAGUGACUGUGUCAGAUUUACUGGGAUGACCUUUACCCUCCGCCAGCUGUACCUGUUUUGUAAAAAAAAACCAAGCAAAAAGGAAAAAAAAAAACAACCAAAAAAGAAGAAAAAAAAAGAGACAUUUCAAGGUCUAUUUUAACAAGGAAAUGCUAUUUUGUUAUCAAAUCUAAUCCAGUCUUUUUUUACUUUACGGAUGGGGUGACCGUGGGUGCCGGUACCGAGCGGCUCCCAGUAAUGGUUUAAGAGUAAACGCCGGGAGCCCAACGCCAGCCGAGCCCUGCUGCGUUUGGGACAGAGAAGGAGCUCUGGUUUUGGGACUGUUCCCCGGAGGACACGAGUUCAGAAGCGCAGGUGACACUGAAGAAGCCAAGGGCCACCUUUAGCCCUGAGUGUCGUUGAGUGCAAGUCAAUAAACCCAAGUCACGGCACCGCUGGUCACCAGGAGCAGCAGCCCAUCCACAGGGAGCAAUAACAGCCAGUUCUGGUCAGGUUGGGGUGACAAGUUGGACAUAUCAGAAAAAAAAAAUCAAAAAAAAAAAAGAAAAGAAAAAAAAAACCAACAAAAAAAAAGGGUAAACACAGUUGAGCAAGUUUAAUUUCAUCUCAGGGAGAGAUUUUUCCGUAAGCUGGGGCCAUAACUGCAGUUUUACAAAGCCUGAUGUCCGUGUUGUCUCUGAGCAUCCACCACCCACCGGUGACCAAGGGCCACACGGGCUCUUGUCACUGCAAUAAGGGGAGAGGUCCCGUCGGGGGACACAGUCCCCCUGGCCAGGGCAUGGCCUGAUCACAGCACGAGGCCCGAGGAGGGGCUGGGGCCCAGCCCUGGCUCCAGAGCAAGGCAGGAACCCUCGGGGAAGGAUCCAGAAACCCUCCGGGAAGGAUCCAGGAUCCCUCCAGGGAGGAUCAGGAACCCUCGGGGAAGGAUCCAGGAUCCCUCCAGGGAGGAUCAGGAACCCUUGGGGAAGGAUCCAGGAACCCUCGGGGAAAGAUCCAGGAACUCUCCAGGAAGGAUCCAGGAACCCUCCAGGAAGGAUCCAGGAUCCCUCCAGGAAAGAUCCAGGAACUCUCCAGGAAGGAUCCAGGAUCCCUCCAGGAAAGAUCCAGGAACCCUCCAGGGAGGAUCAGGAACCCUCGGGGAAGGAUCCAGAAACUCUCCAGGAAGGAUCCAGGAUCCCCCCAGGAAGGAUCCAGGAACUCUCCAGGAAGGCUCCAGGAGGUGGAGGAGAGAUUUUUUUAACAUGAUAAUCCUGUUUUAUGCAACAUAGCGAAAUUAACUCUUAGUGUAGUGUUCCUACCUCAGCCCAUAGCGCUGAUGUUUCUAUGCAGUUGUGCUCGUCCCGACGCUGACAUUUUUUACCCCUGGGUUAACGCUGCAGUGUCGUCCUUCCUCCUCCUCCUCCUCCUCCUCCUCUCCUCACUGCAAUGUUCUGUGUGACGUGUGACAGCACAGCUCCAUCCCUUGGGAACAUCCUCCGAGCCCCCACCUGGGCCCUCCCACCUUGGCUUUCCUCGGGUAACGCUCUGUGCCAGCCCCAGGUCACCUCUGCCGUUGUCACCCAGCGUUUUACUGCAGAACCACGAGAAUUGGUGAUUUUCCCCUCUACGUUUCUCCCGUCUGUCCCAGAUCCUGCCGUGUGUUUCAGGCCCUGUUAGUUUUACCCGUCUUUCUAUCAAAAUGUUGUUUCUGUAGGUUCUGAGAUCAGAAACCCAUGAAUCUCGUCCUAGCAUACUGCAUCUUUCAGCAGUAGACAGUAAAAUACCUGAAAAUGUGAAUUUCUUAGUUUUCAUAAAGAAAACAUAGAGAUUAACCUUUCAUGUGCCAAAUACUGUAAGUUACAUCUUUUUUUCCUUCAAAAUGUACCUUUUUCUACAUAUCCAAUACCUUAGUUAGCAUAAAAUCAUUGGUGCCAUGAAAAGUAUUUUUAAAUUUAAAUAAAUAUUUAAAUAUCAUGAAAA